Molecule: messenger RNA, 1880 nt
Organism: Serpula lacrymans var. lacrymans S7.9
Lineage: Eukaryota; Fungi; Basidiomycota; Agaricomycetes; Boletales; Serpulaceae
Exons: 7
Coding region: 13-1743 (576 amino acids)
Biological process (GO): methionyl-tRNA aminoacylation
Molecular function (GO): methionine-tRNA ligase activity; ATP binding
Source: RefSeq, a predicted model, not a curated record
GCUCUCGCGUGGAUGUUACUUUACUUGAAAUUUCGUCCAAGAGCCUCGCUGCUUCCUGAUCUCACCAAAACAGGGGCCAAGCGAAUUUCAGUCUCACUUCCACGACCAUACACGUCUAAAAGUCUCGAAAACCAGGAUGCUAAGUCGUAUUAUAUCACCACACCCAUCUUUUAUCCAAAUGCAGUUCCUCACAUAGGACACUUGUACUCUCUUGUCGCCGGAGACAUCUUGGCGCGUUUCGCCAGGCUCUCAGAUCCAAAUAGACCCGUAUCAUUCCUCGCAGGCACAGACGAACAUGGCCUCAAGAUACAGAAAGCAGCCAAAGACCAAGGACUCGAGCCCAAAGUUUUGUGUGAUAAACUGAGUCAGCAGUUUCGUAAUUUGGCGGCUAGAGCCAAUGUCAGCAAUACAAUAUUCCUGCGCACGACAGAGGACGCGCACCACAAAGCCGUGGAAGACAUCUGGCAUCGACUAAACACAAAAGGACUAAUCUACAAAGGAAGCUACGAGGGGUGGUAUUCCGUCUCUGAUGAAUGUUUCUAUACAGACACCCAAGUGACCAAAUCAUCUAUCCCCGGUGGUGAUGUGAUGGUGUCAAUAGAGACGGGUUCCGUAGUCGAGUGGUCAGCAGAAGAGAACUACAAGUUCCGCUUGUCCGCAUUCCGCGAUUCGCUCCUCGCGCAUUAUGUCGCCAACAAAGAUGCCAUAUUUCCUCCCUCAUACCAUGCUCGUAUCAUCGACUCUUUGUCUUCUGAGCCAUUGGAGGACCUGUCGAUAUCUCGUCCGCGCUCUCGUUUGUCUUGGGGCAUUCCCGUACCGGGUGACCCAGGGCACACGAUAUAUGUAUGGUUUGAUGCAUUGACAGUGUAUCUCACUGGUCUGGGAUACCCUUGGAAGACUGCAGGAAUCAAUGGUCAUGCAGAAGGAUGGCCACCAAAUGUCCAAGUCAUCGGAAAAGAUAUCUUAAGGUUUCAUGCUAUCUAUUUCCCAGCCAUGCUCCAAGCGCUGAACCUGCCUCUCUCUCGGACACUACUGUCUCAUGCCCAUUGGACUGUGCAGCAAAGAAAGAUGUCGAAAUCUGUGGGGAAUGUUGCUGAUCCAUUUGAAGCUAUGGAUACUUUUGGAGUUGAUGUUGUUCGGUUUUACCUCGCUCGAGUGGGCGGUCGUUUCAGAGACGACGUUGAUUGGUCACACGAUCAACUAGAAAAGCACGGCGAAGAGAUUCGAAGUCUCCUGGGUAAUUUCUUCCUCAGAAUCACAUCGAAGGCAAUCCAAUCGCGCAUAGCUUCUGCGUCUCCUCUCUCCGUGCAUCAACUCACCACUCAAACAUAUUCAGGCGAAGAUUUACUCAAAACCGGUAACAUUGGGGUGCUUACUUCUUUGCGAGAGCUUGGACCUACCGUCAGGAAGAACAUUGGUCUCCUAGAAGUAGGUGACGCUCUCGAUGCCAUCAUACUCUGUUUGAAGCAAGCUAACGCUGCCAUGACUCACAUUGGGCCAUGGGCACGAGAACCAGAAGUCGCCCAGGCGUCGUACGUGACAUCUAUGGAGACACUACGGCUAUGUGCAAUAUGCUUGCAGCCUUUUAUCCCUUCGACAGCAGGGAGAUUGUUAGAAGCGCUUGGUGUUCCAUUGCACGAGCGUACACUUCAGUUUGCAGAAUUAGGUGCUGGAAAGGUUGGUGAAGGGGUGAAGGGCGUCAAGCUCUUCCCCCCAGCUCAUGCGAAGAAGAUAGAUAUAUGACCUUCGUCGGUCGCUGCUAUCUGACAAAUGGAAAUUCUUAGUGGAAAAGGUAUAAUGGUAAUAAAGCAGGUCGACGAAGAUUGAUAGAGUACCUCUACUCACAUUAUAAUGAUGAAUAUAAGAAGGUUGUCAGUGAA